Messenger RNA from Pantherophis guttatus, 2869 nucleotides. It is a transcript of the gene NEUROD1, whose product is annotated as neuronal differentiation 1. Lineage: Eukaryota; Metazoa; Chordata; Lepidosauria; Squamata; Colubridae. Gene Ontology annotation, molecular function: E-box binding; protein dimerization activity; DNA-binding transcription factor activity, RNA polymerase II-specific. Gene Ontology annotation, cellular component: nucleus. Gene Ontology annotation, biological process: positive regulation of transcription by RNA polymerase II; nervous system development; axon development. The record is from RefSeq and is a predicted model, not a curated record.
UCAGUGCACCUGAUCCCUGUCUCGGUGGCAGGCUUUUCCUCGACUCUGAACAGUUGGGAAGUCUGUAAAGCUUUUGUGCAGGAUGGCAUCGGCUGCUAUUGUGGACAGGCAAAAGCAAUGAAAAGGAGAGCCGAAUAAAAGAAUAAAUCCUCCUCCUGCUGCCCUGGAUAAAUUAUUAUUGGCAAUUUGCUCCACUGGAUCCACAGCGUGGGUGUGUUUUAAACGCAAUUCGAUCCCCUCUUGGUUAGAGACCUCCGCCUAUAAAUCCCUAUAAAACAUUACAUAAGCUCUUUGAGACAAGAGGUAUCAUCGUGAAGAGAACUACGAGAAUUAGAAGUUCGUUGGGGAAAGGCUUCAAGAGAUACUCAGAAUGACCAAAUCGUACAGUGAACACCCACUGAUGAGAGAGCCUCAGCCUCACGGCACCCCCAGCUGGACUGACGAUUGCCUCAGCUCCCAGGACGACGAUCAUGAAAUGGACAAGAAAGAGGAGGAGUUGGAAACCUUACAGGCAGAGGCUGAUGUCGAAUCUCUGAGAAACGGGGAAGAAGAGGAGGAAGAAGAGGAGGAUGACCUAGAGGAGGAGGAGGCAGAUGAAGACGAGGAGGAAGCGGAGGAGGACGAGGAAGGCGACGAGGACGACCAAAAACCCAAAAGACGUGGCCCCAAGAAGAAGAAGAUGACCAAAGCGCGGCUGGAGAGAUUCAAGAUGCGGCGUAUGAAGGCCAACGCCCGCGAACGGAAUCGCAUGCACGGUCUCAACGCCGCGCUGGACAACCUGCGGAAAGUCGUACCUUGCUACUCCAAGACGCAGAAGCUGUCCAAGAUCGAGACGCUGCGCCUGGCCAAAAACUAUAUCGGGGCUCUCUCCGAGAUCUUGCGUUCGGGCAAGAGCCCCGACUUGGUGUCUUUCGUGCAGAGUCUCUGCAAAGGCUUAUCUCAGCCCACUACCAACCUGGUGGCCGGCUGCCUCCAGCUCAAUCCUCGGACCUUCCUGCCCGAGCAGAACCCGGAGCUUCUGACCCACAUCCAGCCUACCGGAGCUUCCUUCCCGGGCCAUCCUUACCCUUACCAAUCGCCCGGGCUUCCGAGUCCGCCCUACGGCACCAUGGACAGCUCCCAUCUCUUCCAUCUCAAGGCACCGCCCGCUUACGGGGCAGCGCUGGAGCCCUUCUUCGAGAGCGCCCUGGCCGAAGGUGAGAGCCCCGCUUUCGACGGGCCCCUCAGCCCGCCGCUCAGCGUCAACGGGAACUUCUCCUUCAAGCACGAACCGUCCAACGAGUUCGAGAAGAACUACGCCUUCACCAUGCACUACCCGACCGCCGGCCUGGCCGGAGCUCCCGGCCACGGUUCUAUCUUCGCCUGCUCGGCGGCUUCGCGCUGCGAUCUCCCUCUCGACAGCCUCCUGCCCUACGAGAGCCAGGUCCAUCACGAGAGGGUCAUGAGCGCCCAGCUCAACGCGAUCUUUCACGACUGAAAGAUCUCCCAAGGCGCUUUAGGUGGUGGAACCGGGAUGCUCGCGGCGGCCACGGACUCCGGGCUUACUACGUUCCGCGCAAGGAAGGGCGCAAAAGACGGAAGGAGUGGAGGAAAGGGAACCCUUCCAGGCUUCAGAGACACUUUUUAUGCGUAUUAGGGGUCUCGCCUUCAGGAGCAACGGAGAAGCGGACAUUUCUCUUGGGCCCGCCGGUCAUUCUCGCCCUUCCUCCCGUCACUCCGAAUUUUGAUGGUGUUGAUUAGAUUGAAGUUCGGCUUUCCCUUGGUUUGAUCGGCACAACGAAUGGCAAGCAAUAAUUAGGAUCUAUGCAAUUUUUUUUAAAAAAAACAAAACACAAACAAACACUAAAUCGGUCAGUUACAAAAAGAAGAAGAAAGAAAUUGAAAGUAUAUAUAAAAUUUAUAUUUUUCAAUCAGCAUUUCCCCCCCCCCUUCUUGUUACCUUUCCCCUGUUGGCUUCUUUUGUUGUGAUUUUUUUUUUGUACAGAAUUUUUAAUAACUUUUUGAUAAACUAUUUUGAACCAUGCAGCUUCAUCAAUUUUUAUACCUAUCAGAAACAAAGUAGAAUACUAUCUAAUUUAUAUAGAAUGAUUUAAGUAAUUUAAACCAGCAGAAAAAUACUUAGAAGAACAAGGGAGAAAAAAAGCUGUUUGUUGCCUUAGCAUCUCCCCCCUUCAAUUUCCUUUUAAAUUUUCACACACACACACACACACACACCUUCAAAACUUUUCUUUGGGGGAGGGUAAGAAAACCUCUAUGUUAUUUUCAUUUAUAAAAAUGCUUAAAAGGAUGGAAGAAGGAAAAUAUUUAUUUCCCAUUAAUUAAAUUGGCAUAUUAUUCCAAUACUGCAAAAUUUUGUGUGUGUGUGUGCAUGUGUGUGCAUGUACCCAUGUUCUCAUGAACAAAUACCCUGCACUUAUCCACAAAAAACAGCUGCUUUAGGAUCACAUUCAACUUGCAAUGUUUUUUUAAAGCUCUUUGGUGUCCACCCUAAUUCCUUUCAAAUUUUGAAGAAACUACAGAUAAAGAAACACUGUUUCCAUGCAACAUUAAAUGCAUGAUUUUAAAAAUACAUAGUUAUAUAAUUUUUUUUAUUUCUGUCCAGGCGGGAAAAAAAUUAAAAGAUUUAUGAUCGUUGGGUUAUAUUAUAUACCAAUUGUAGUUAGCAGUUUUCAAACCAAUGCAAAUCAUUUGACUUUGUAAUUAGAACAAGAUAGUUAUGCAUGCACAAUGCAACCCAGAAUAAGUGCUGUCUGAAAUGUAAUGCUGGUUCACCUGAAAUCAACCUGUACUGUAAUUUUGUUUGUAAUCCUGUAUGUGACAGCGUAAUGCACAUUUGGAAUGUUAAAAAAAAAAAAAACAAGCUGGGUGA